Daphnia carinata is the source of this 948-nucleotide messenger RNA. RefSeq lists its product as uncharacterized. NCBI's taxonomy places the organism in Eukaryota, Metazoa, Arthropoda, Branchiopoda, Diplostraca, Daphniidae. The transcript is spliced from 8 exons. Bases 98 to 826 code for a protein of 242 amino acids. The record is from RefSeq and is a predicted model, not a curated record.
CAAAUAUUAUUCAAGAGCAUAUAUUGAUAUUACCAAAGUGUUGGAACGGGGUCUAUAAAAGACGAGCACUUUUCCCUGUUCGCAUAACAUCUCCAAAAUGAUGAAACUCGUGCUCACAUUUACCUUGUUGGCUGCUGUCCACAGCUAUUCGGUGGAAGUGUCUCCAUUUGCUGGAUUCACUGGGGAUAACAACGAGCCAUGCUACAGCACUCCUUCAAACGGCAAAGAUGGCGGCAUUUGCCUGCAAACUGAUUGCUGUGCUGGAGCGACCUACAUUUCCAACUUGUGUCCCGAUUAUCAGACUAAUGUGAAAUGCUGCUAUUCUUACAACUCCUGCAACUCAAAUACCGUGGCCUGUGCCUCGCAGAGCGUAGCCUGCGAAGUUUUGGGAAUGCACGAGAAGGGCCAGAUUAACUUGAAGGGAGAGCACUUUGACGCUAGUGGCAAUAAUCCAUAUGAUGGAGCAAGCGCCUUAUCCAACAUCCGCGAUACUUGCUAUGGCAAACACGCCAAGCUAUCCAGCUACGGAAAUGCUCCAGGAGGUACUGUUUGUCUGACAACGAAAAUGGUGACCAGCCUUCGUGAUUAUGCCCGUAACUACUACAACUCAAAUGGAAGAGCUAUUGAGGUAAAUGCUUUGGCUGGAUCUAGCCAUUCUGUCAACUCUUGGCAUUACGAAGGAAACACGUUUGAUGUUGGAUGCACUUACCCAACAAACCAUUGCUCCGCUCUGACUACAUGGUGUCGGAACCAAAACCCCGUCGAAAUAUGCUAUCCUGGAAGCUCAUGCGGAGGUCACGAAACUUGGGUCCACUGCGCCCAUUAGUUGAAAUCACAUCGGCAUCGGUUUGCCCAGAAGAACAUCAGCCAGUCUAUUGCUAUAGUAGAGUUAUGUUUAUCCAUUCCGCAAACUGUACUUAUCGACCGAAAUAUAAUUAUCCAAAUCUA